AUGUACUGGCCUGGAGAUGCAAUUGUCAACAACCAAGUAACACAAACAACUGUUUAUUCCUGUCACCGUAGUGAAGCAGCCACACAAUCUACCACUUCCUAUAGAAUAUCCAAUCUACUGAAACUCAUUCCAACAUGUCUCAACCAAGUGAUAUCCAAUCUGACGGGAUCAGUGAACAGUGUUGUGGAUUUGCACUGA
Molecule: messenger RNA, 198 nt
Organism: Schistosoma intercalatum
Lineage: Eukaryota; Metazoa; Platyhelminthes; Trematoda; Strigeidida; Schistosomatidae
Source: the annotation of a GenBank genome assembly